GCCCUAUACACUAUGUUAAAGAUUGAAAUGGCUUCUCCAAGGCGAGAUAGACAUGAUCAAUGAUUUGUACCAUAAAAAUUGAUGUCACCUGUGCCCAAAAAAGAUUUUUUUUAGGUCCAGCCAAACGGAGCCACUUGUUGCUUUUUAUUUUUCCCUUUGAUCAACUUUCAAAAAGUCCCUAGGCACACUUGGAUCAUUAGACUCUACCAUGAAUCCAACCCAAAUGCACCACCACCCCGGCAUGGAACUCUCAGAAGGCCAGCCAGGCAAGUCUAACGGAAAACCCAAAAUGCAUCAGUUUGAAGAUGUCGAUGACUCGGACGAUGAUCUGGAAAAACCCGUCAAGCGAUCGGGUAGACGCAAAAUUAAGAUCGAGUACAUUGAAGAUAAGAACAGACGUCAUAUUACGUUUUCCAAACGCAAGGCUGGUAUCAUGAAGAAGGCUUAUGAGUUGUCCACUUUGACCGGUACCCAAGUUCUACUUUUGGUAGUGUCCGAAACUGGCCUCGUGUACACCUUUACCACCGUCAAGCUCCAGCCCAUCGUCACUAAACCUGAAGGAAAGAACUUGAUUCAAGCUUGUCUCAACGCACCUGAUGUUGGCACCGAGAAACAAGAGGACUCCGAGCCUGGUUACGCUAGAGGAUCCCCCAACGCAAACGAAAACGAUGCUUAUGAAGAAAAGCCGGAACCAACACAUCAAGCUCGUCAUGCUCCACCCCACCAACAGCAGCCUCCUUCACAGCAAGGACCUCCCGCAUCAGGUGGCCAUGGUUACCCUCAAGGAUAUGCAGCACCACAAAUGCCCAUGUCCAACAAUGGCUAUGCACAUGCCGGAUAUCAAUACCCACAAAGCUACCCGCAAGGUGCACCACCGUUUUACGGAAACGCUUCACAGCCAGCACAGCAUUAUAUGCAACAACAGCAACAAGGUGCACCUGGCAAUUACUGGUCUGGCGGUGUUGAUCAGCAAGCACAAGACGAUGACAAGGAUCGCAAGAGAAAAUAAAAGGGUGGAAGAGCAAGGCCAACAACCAUACAGAAGUUUUUCCAGGGUACAUACCGCUGAUCGCUGUGCUGAUUUGCAGUUGUUCUCCUCUAUUCUAAACACCUCAUACUUUGUUUUGUGCCAUUUGCUUCCAUUUAACCACUCUUCUCAAUUUUUUUUUUUUUUUUAAAAAAGAAAAAAUCCUUCCAUUGUGCUCUUCUUCAUCGCUCUCAUGUCACCUCUUUUUGCAUCUGAUCAUUCUUUGUCUAUCUCAUAUCAAACUAACCAUGGGAUGAUCACCUACUUUUCUUAGGUCCAAUCUUCCCGUAGCUUCUUACUUUUUCUAUAUUUUCUCUAACUUUUCUU
Molecule: messenger RNA, 1354 nt
Organism: Umbelopsis ramanniana AG
Lineage: Eukaryota; Fungi; Mucoromycota; Umbelopsidomycetes; Umbelopsidales; Umbelopsidaceae
Exons: 5
Coding region: 209-1009 (266 amino acids)
Biological process (GO): positive regulation of transcription by RNA polymerase II
Molecular function (GO): RNA polymerase II cis-regulatory region sequence-specific DNA binding; DNA-binding transcription factor activity, RNA polymerase II-specific; protein dimerization activity
Source: RefSeq, a predicted model, not a curated record